UGGACUGCAAUGCCUCUUUGCCUUUAAUUCAGUAUAAUCCUACCAACAUUUAUUGAGUUUCUCUGGGCCAGGCAGAGUUCUGGGUGCCGAGGACACAGAAAUGGAUCUAAACUUCAUUCUUGUCCCCAUAACCCCAAAAUAUGGUUGAGGAGGACUCAGAAAAGUUACUUACACAGGUAACUUCAAGUCAAGGCAGAUUUCAAGUUUAGACAAGAGCAACUGACAGCCUGACUGGAGGAAGCCUGUGGGCCAGGGUAGGGCAGUUAUGAUAUGGGUUCUUUUUGUUUGUUUUGUCUUGAUUUUUUUUUUAGACAGAGUCUCAUUCUGUCACCAGGCUGGAGUAGGGUGGUGCGAUCUUGGCUCACUGCAACCUCCGACUCCUGGGUUCAAGUGAUUCUCCUUCUUUUUAAUGCAUGUUUUUAGCUGAUAUGUAAUAUCAGCUAUAAUGUAAUAUGUAAUGUAAAUGUAAUAUGUAAUAGUGGUUGGUAACAUCCCAAGUUGGGAUGUAUGUAGGCUUUAACCUUAGAUCAUGAUCUUCUAGACUAUGUUUGAGUAUGUAGCUGCAGUAUUACAGAAAUCAGGGACCACAAGAUGAUUUAUUAUUACACAUCCUUAUUUUAAAUAUUUUGAAGGGGGCAUAAAAUGACAUUUCAUGCAGUAUCUGAGGUUUAAAAUGCCUACAGAUGGAGCAGGAAAAAUGGGGUCAUCAUAUUAUCUGAAUUGCUAUACAAACAGCCAACAUCCAUAGGUUCUGCAUACCAAUGGGGGAGGAAGGUGAAUUACAUUCGGGAAGAAUGUACAAAACUUCUGUGAGAUGGCCACAUUCUACUUUACCCAGAAUUGUGCAACUCUUCUUCUUUUAGAAACUUCUGGGUGACACUUUGAAGUGUUUCAUGUUCAUAUCACCACUGGGGCUUCCCAGACGCCUGAAAGUCCCAGGCUGGAGUGCAAUGGUGCCGUCUCAGCUCACUGCAACCUCUGCCUCCUGGAUUCAAGUGAUUCUCCUGCCUCAGCCUCCUGAAUAGCUGCGAUUACAGAUGCACGCCACCACGCCCAGCUAAGUUUUGUAUUUUUAGUAGAAAUGGGGUUUCACCAUGUUGGCCAGGUUGAUCUCGAUAUCUUGACCUUGUGAUCCUCCUGCCCCGGCCUCCCAAAGUGCCGGGAUUACAGGAGUGAGCCACCGCGCCCAGCCUGUGUAUGUAAAUAUUUUAUAGUUUAAUUUAUAAUAACAACUGUUGACAAAAUUGUGACCACUAGUGAAUAUAAUAGAAAUUAUCUUGACCUCCUUUUCAUGGAAGCUGAUGGUGAGAUUAAAGCACUGCUGGCUUGCGAGUAUAGAUUUGGGCUUUCCAGAACACAUAAAAGUAGCAUUUAUCUUUCUGAUUUAAAAAAAUGUAAAAUAGUCUGAGCACUGGUUUUUCCACUUUCAUUGAGCAAAUUUAAUUUUAGUAUAUUUGACUUAGCAAAUUUAAUUUCUCCAGUUAUUUACAAAUAGUCAUGUUUAAGUGAAGUUUGAAUGAAUGGGCACACCCAUUUCAAAUUUCUAACCUAAUUUUUUCCCCUUGUUCUCAUAUAAAACUUUUCUAUUUAUGUGUUUUUAUUUUACGAUACCUCAAAUCUUUUGUGGACUGAUAUUGUAUGUAAAUAAAUAAAUGGAUUCAGUACUUCUUUCACUAAAUACAGCUAGAUAAAUACAUAAAUAUAUUUGUAUACAAAUACAAAGCAACCAUUAGCAAUUUAGGGUUGGGGAGUAUUUCCACUUAUUUUUGUUAAUAAAUUUGAUUGUAACUUGAAAUAUUGUCUUGUAGGAACAGAUAAAGAACACAAGAGCUGAUUUAAUGUAAUUUUUAGCUAUGAAAUUUAGAUAGGUUAGCAACUUAAAUUUUGAAAAAAAAUAUGAGUUCCAAUGGAAAGAGUUAAAACACCCAUGUUGUACUGAAAAAUGGAGAAAAUAAAAAAGAUGAAUAAAUUAGUUUUUAAAAAUAAGAACACACCCAUGGCAUGAGCUCCUUGCCCCUCUCACCCAGCCCCAUCCCAGGAGUGAGACCUUCCCCCAGAUCCUCUGUAACUUCUGAUGUUCCACUGAGAACAUCAGAAGCACUGAUGGCAGUUGCUGCCAUGUAGCAGUGCAUUGAGAGUCAGGUCCUCUGGCACCUCCAUGGGGCUCAGGGUCUGAAGAUGUGAUCCAAACCUGACAACUUGGUGGCAGGUCCUGUGAGCAUUCAUGAUGAAGUUGUGAAAGGGGCUUGGAGUCUAGGAGGAUGGUAGCAGAAGUUUCUGCUUCCAGGUGUGAGUGAAGGGCUUUUGAAGUAGAAGAGCAACUAGAAACAAAGGAGUGGCACAGGGACAGAAACUUCUUUUCUCCAUUGUUUGUUAAAGGCCACGUGGGUGGAGUCAUUGAAGCGGAAGUUUAACCCUGUGACACAAGUUUCCCUGGUUUAGUCAGCCUGUAGUCAUUGGGCUUUUCCCUUUUCCUCCUUAGUUUACAACUAAGUAAACCUCUUAGUUUAAUUUUUUCUGUAACGUGCUUUACCACCUGAUGAAUUCUGAAAAAAGCGUGUGGGGUUUCCUUUGAGAUGAUUUCAUAUAUUGCUUCAUUUCCUUUACAAUGUAGGUUUUCUUCUCUAUCUUAUGGUUUUUGGAUUAGUCUGAGUGUUUAGCUCUGUCUACCAAGGAUCCCUUAAUAUAGAUUUAACGAUGUGACCUUAAUCUACUUAGGUCAGGGAGACCAGCAAGAAAAGAAGAACCUGUACUUUCAAUGUUAGGCAUAAGUUAGCUUGAUAAAAUUUUCAAAAAAAUUCCCUUUUAACCACAGACCUCCUCCACUGGAAAGGAUUCUGAAAGAAAUGAAGUCAUCCCUCAGAAAUGAAGUUGACUACCUCCUGGCUUUCUGUUGACUGGCCUGGAGCUGUACUCCUGUAGACCCUUGUGAGCUUUCCCAUCCUAAAAGUAGGAUGUCUGCAGAGGUCAUCCAUCAGGUUGAAGAAGCACUUGACACAGAUGAGAAGGAGAUGCUGCUCUUUUUGUGCCGGGAUGUUGCUAUAGAUGUGGUUCCACCUAAUGUCAGGGACCUUCUGGAUAUUUUACGUGAAAGAGGUAAGCUCUCUCUCGUGAGCUUGGCUGAACUGCUCUACAGAGUGAGGCGAUUCGACCUGCUCAAGCGGAUCUUGAAAAUGGACAGAAAAGCCGUGGAGGACCACCUGCUCAGGCACCCUCACCUUGUUUCGGACUACAGAGUGCUGAUGGCAGAGAUCGGUGAGAAUUUGGAUAAAUCUGAUGUGUCCUCAUUAAUUUUCCUCAUGAGGGAUUAUAUGGGCCGAGGCAAGAUAAACAAGGAGAAGAGUUUCUUGGACCUUGUGGUUGAGUUGGAGAAACGAAAUCUGGUUGCUCCAGAUCAACUGGAUUUAUUAGAAAAAUGCCUAAAGAACAUCCACAGAUUAGACCUGAAGACAAAAAUCCAGAAGUACAAGCAGUCUGCUCAAGGAGCAGGGACAAGUUACAAGAAUGUUCUCCAAGCAGCAAUCAAAAACAGUUUCAAGGAUCCUUCAAAUAACUUCAGGCUCCAUAAUGGGAGAAGUAAAGAACAAAGACUUAAGGAACAACUUGGCACUCAACAAGAACCAGUGAAGACAUCCAUUCAGGAAUCAGAAGCUUUUUUGCCUCAGAGCAUGCCUGAAGAGAGAUACAAGAUGAAGAGCAAGCCCCUAGGAAUCUGCCUGAUAAUCGAUUGCAUUGGCAAUGAGACAGAGCUUCUUCGAGAUACCUUCACUUCCCUGGGCUAUGAAGUUCAGAAAUCCUUGCAUCUCACUAUGGAUGGUAUAUUACAGGUUCUUCAACGAGUUGCCUGUAUGCCCCAACACCAAGACUACGACAGCUUUGUGUGUGUCCUGGUGAGCCGAGGAGGCUCCCAGACUGUGUAUGGUGUGGAUCAGACUCACCCAGGGCUCCCCCUGCAUCACAUCAGGAGGAUGUUUAUGGGAGAUUUAUGCCCUUAUCUAGUAGGGAAGCCAAAGGUGUUUUUUAUUCAGAACUAUAUGGUGUCAGAGGGCCAGCUGGAGGACAGCAGCCUCCUGGAGGUGGAUGGGCCAGCGAUGAAGAAUGUGGAAUCCAAGUCUCAGCAGCGAGGGCCGUGCACAGUUCACCGAGAAGCUGACUUCUUCUGGAGCCUUUGCACUGCAGAUGUGUCCCUGCUGGAAGAGUCCUGUGGCUCACCGUCCCUGUACCUGCAGUGCCUCUCCCAGAAACUGAGACAAGAAAGAAAACGUCCACUCCUGGAUCUCCACAUUGAACUCAAUAGCCACAUGUAUGAUUGGAACAGCAGAGUUUCUGCUAAGGAGAAAUACGAUGUCUGGCUGCAGCACACUCUGAGAAAGAAACUUAUCCUCUCUUACACAUAAGAGACCAAAAGGCCAUGCACAGUGGCUCUUGCUUGCAAUCCUGGCGCUUUGGGAGGCCAAGGAGGGCAGAUCGCUUGAGGUCAGGAGUUCAAGAUCAGCCUGGCCAACAUGGCAAAACGCUGUCUCUAAUAAAAAUACAAAAAUUAGCUGGGUGUGAUGGGUACCUGUAAUCCAAGUUACUUGGUAGGCUGAGACAGAGGAUCUUUUGAACCCAGGAGUUCAGGAUCAUAGAUUAUGAUUGUGCCUAUGAAUAACCGCUGCAUACCAACCUGGGCAAUAUAGCAAGACCCCAUCUCUUAAAAAAAAAAAGGACAGGAACUAUUUUAGUCCAUGUAUUAGUCAGGUUUCUCUAGAGGAGCAGAACUAAUAGGAUAGAUGUAUACAUAAAGGGGAGUUUAUUAAGGAGUGCUGACUCACACAAACACAAGGUAAAGGCCCACAAAAGGCCAUCUGCAAGCAAGGAAGCCAGUCUAAGUCCCAAAGCUGAAGAACUUGGAGUCCAAUGUUUGAGGGCCGGAAGCGUUCAGCACAAGAGAAAGAUGGAGGCCAGAAGACUAAGCCAGUUUAGUCUUUCUAUGUUCUUCUGCCUGUGCGUACCCAGAUUGAGGAUGUCUGCCUUUCCCAGUCCACUGACUCAAAUGUUAAUUUUCUUUGCCAACAUUUUCACAGACACACCCAGGAACAGUACUUUGCAUCCUUCUAUCCAAUCAUGUUGAUACUCAGUAUUAACCAUCACAGUCCAUCUGGGCAAUUAUACCAAAUUACCUUAGACUGGGUGACUUAAACAGCAGUUAUUUUUCACAGUUGUGGAGGCUGGGAUAUACAACAUCUAGGUGGUAGCAGAUCUGGUGUCUGGUAAGGCAUGCUUCCAGGUCUUCUCGGAUGUUGGUCUUUUCAUGUCCUCACAUGGCAGAAAAAGACAGAGGAAGCAGGCUCUCGUGUAUCUUUUUUUUUUUUUUUUUUUUUUUUGAGACAGAGUUUUGCCCUUGUUGCCCAGGCUGGAGUGCAAUGGCGGAUUUUGGCUCCCUGCAACCCCUGCCUCCCUGGUUGAAGCGAUUCUCCUGCCUCAGCUUCCCAAUGUGUAUCUUCUUUAAGGGAACUAAUCUCAUUCAUGAGGGCUGUACCCACAAGACCUAAUUACCUCCCAAAGGCCCCACCUUCUGAUACUGUCACAUUGGGGAAAAUGUUCCCCUUUUGAAUUUUGAGGGGACACAAACAUUCAGUCUGUAUUCAUUUAAUGGCCUUAUGAUUUAGAGGUUACUUGUUCUUUCACCUUGACCUCAAGUCGCAUUUAACAGCUAAUCAAGUAUAUCUUUCUCCGAUUAGAUAGUGUGACCUAAAAGGGGACCGUUGUUUAAAAUAUCAUUAGAAUUGACCUGCGCCACUGCCUGCAGCGCGCAGAGCCGGAGCCCGAGCCCAAGCCGCGCCGGGCCCCACGUUGUGCCCCUGGGCCUCAGCGGCAGGUAGGCGAUGCUCCAGCGGCCUGACUAGCCAUGGAGGCCGAGGCAGGCGGCCUGGAGGAGCUGACCGACGAGAAGAUGGCAACACUGGGCAAGGAAGAGCGGCGGGAGGAGGCGAUGCGCCUUGCGGCACUGGUGCAGUGCGACCGCCUCAUGGAGGAGGUGAAUUGGCAGCUGCAGGGCCACCUGGACGAGAUCUGUCAGCUCAGGCAGCUCAAUCGGCGCCUGCUGGCAGAGAACCGUGAGCUGCACGACCUCUGCCGCUUUGUGGACUGAAGCGCCAGCGCGGGCGGCACACGGCUCACCAGUAGAAGCUCUUCAGGACCCAAGCAUCCCAGACCGUGUGGGAGGACCUGGGCAGUGUAGCAGAAUACCACUUUUUAAACGAUUUUUUUUUUAAUGGCAGGAAUGGCCUUUAUUGGCUGCAGCGGUAAGUGGAAGAGGGGAUACUGCGUCUACAGAUUUGCUCACGAUCCAAAAGCUUAAAUGAUUUUUUAAAAUUAUUUAUUUAUUUUUAUAUUUCUUGAAGUUAGUUUUAACUGAUGUGUAUCUGUAUGUGUAUUUGUGUGUAGUUUGUCAUGAUUAUGCAACAGAGGCUGAAAAGUUGAAAGAGACAGUUUUCAGGAACAACAAGCAACUAUUCCCACUUUCCAAGUUAUUUUGAGGCCGUGGUGGCUCACACCUAUAAUCUGAGUACUUUGGGAGGCUGAAGCCGACGGAUCACUUGAGCCCAGGAGUCUGAGACCAGCCUGGGCAAUAUAGCAAGGCUCCAUCUCUAUAAAAAAGUAAAAAAAUUAGCUGGUUGUGGUGGCUUAGUCCUAUAGUCCCAGCUACUUGGGAGGCUAAAGUGGGAGGAUCCCCUAAGCCCAGAGAGGUUGAGGUUGAGCUGUGAUCACACCACUGUACUUCAGCAUGGGAGACAGAGUGAGAACCUGUCUCAGAAUAAAUAAAUAAAUAAAACCACCAGCACCACGGACAACAACAAAAAGUUAUUUUGCACUUUUUUUCAGCACAGGACUCCUGAGGGUAUCUUUGCAUUUAAUAUUGCAUAGGGGUGCCAGUGGGAAGUAAUGUGUAUGCUUGACCUCAUAAAACUGAAAUUCAACGUCCCUUUAUGUGAGAAAAAUAUCUCAAAAUAAUAACCAUUUAUGAUAAACCCACAGCUAAUAUCAUACUGAAUGGGCAAAAGCAGGAAGCAUUCCCCUUGAAAACUGGUACAAAACAAGGGUGCCCCAUCUGACUACUCUUAUUCAACAUUGUAUUGGAAGUUUAGGCCAGGGCAAUCAGGCAAGAGAAAGAAAUAAAGGAUAUUCGAAUAGCAAGAGAGGAAGUAAAACUGUCUGUUUGCAGAAAGCCCCAUUGUUUCCAAAAAGCUCCUUAAGCUGAUAAGCAACUUGCAGCAAAGUCUCCGGAUACAAAAUCAGUGUGCAAAAAUCACAAGCAUUCCUGUAACCAGCAAUAGACGAACAGAGAGCCAAAUCAUGAAUGAACUUCCAUUCACAUUUGCUACAAAGAAAAUAAAAUACCUAGGAUCACAGCUAGCAAGAGAAGUGAAGGACCUCUUCAAGGAGAGCUACAAACUACUGCUCAAGGAAAUAAGAAAGGACACAAACAAAUGAAAAAACAGUCCAUGCUCGUGGAUAGGAAGAAUCAAUAUUGUGAAAAUGGCCAUACUACCCAAAGUAAUUUAUGGAUUCAAUACUAUUCCCAUUAAACUACCAUUGACAUUCUUCACAGAAUUAGAAAAAUGCUACUUUAAAAUUCAAAUUGAACCAAAAAGCCCAUAUAACCAAGACAAUCCAAGACAAUAAUAAACAAAAAGAACAAAGCUGAAAGAAUCACACUACCCAACUUCAAACUAUACUGCAAGGCUACAGUAACCAAAACAGCAAUGAACUUGAACGAAAACAGACAUAUAGACCAAUGGAACAGAAUAGAGACCACAGAAAGAAGACCACACAUCUAUAGCUAUCUGAUCUUCUACAAAGCUGCCAAAAACAAGCAGUGGGGAAAACAUUCCCUAUUUAAUAAAUGGUUCUGGGAAAACUGGCUAGCCAUAUGCAGAAAACUGAAACUGGACUCCUUCCUUACACCUUAUACAAAAAUUAACUCAAGAUUAAAGACUUAAUGUAAGACCUAAAGCUAUAAAAACCCUAGAAGAAAAUCUAGUUAAUACCAUUCAAGACAUAGACAAGGGCAAAGAUUUCAUGACAAAAACAUCAAAAGCAAUUGCAACAAAACCAAAAAUUACAAAUGGGAUCUAAUUAAAGAGCUUCUGCACAGCAAAAGAAGCUAUCAUCAGAGUGAACAGAAAACCUACAGAAUGCAAGAAAAUUUCUGCAAUCUAUCCAUCUGAUAAAGGUCUAGUAUCCAGAAACUACAAGGAACUUAAAUAGACAUUAAAAAAAAAACAUCAAAAAGUGGGCAAAGGAGAUGAACAGACACUUCUCAAAAGAAGCCAUUUAUGUGGCCAACAAACAUGAAAAAAAAGCUCAACAUCACUGAUAAUUAGAGAAAUGCAAAUCAAAAUUACAAUGAGAUACCAUCUCAUGCUGGUCAGAAUGGUGAUUAUUAAAAAGUCAAAAAAAACAGGUGCUGGGGAGGAUGUGGAGAAAUAGGAACACUUUUACCUUGGUGGUGGGAAUGUAAAUUAGUUUAACUAUUGUUGAAGACAGUGUGGCCAUUCUUCAAAGAUCUAGAACUAAAAAUACCAUUUGUCCCAGCAAUCCCAUUACUGGGUAUAUACCCAAAGGAAUAUAAACUAUUUUAUUAUAAAGAUACAUGCACAUGUAUGUUCACUGCAGCACUCCUCACAAUGGCAAAUGCCCAUCAAUGAUAGACUGGAUAAAGAAAAUGUUGUACCUAUGCACCAUGGAAUAAUAUGCAGCCAUAAAAAGGAAUGGGAUCAGGUCUAGCAUGGUGGCUUAUGCCUGUAAUCCCAGCACUUUGGGAGGCCGAGGCAGGCGGAUCAUCUGAGGUUGGGAGUUUGAGACCAGCCUGACCAGCAUGGCAAAAGCCUGUCUCUACUAAAAAUCCAAAAUUAGCUGGGUGUGGUGGCGCAUGCCUGUAAUCCCAGCUACUCAGGAGGCUGAGGCAGGAGAAAUUGCUUAAACGAAGAGGAGGCAGAGGUUGCUGUGAGCUGAGAUCAUGCCAUUGUACUCUAGCCUGGACAAGAGUGAAACUCUGUCAAAAGACAAAAAAAGAAAUUAGGUUAUGUCCGUUGCAGGGACAUGGAUGAAGCUGGAAGCCAUUAUCCUCUGUAAACUAAUACAGGAACAGAAAACCAACACUACAUGUUCUCAUUUGUAAGCAGAAGCUAAACAAUAAGAACACAUGGUCACAAGGAUGAGAUCAACACACACUGGGGCCUUUUGUAGGGGUGGUGGGAGGGAGAGCAUCAGGAUAAACAGCUAAUGCAUGCAGGGUUUAAUACCUAAGCGAUGGGCUGAUAGGUGCAGCAAACCACCAUGGCACAUGUUUACCUAUGUAACAAACCUGCACGUCCUGCACUUGUAUCCAGAGCUUAAAAUUAAAAUAAAACAAAAUAAGUUAAAUCUUAGAUAAUAAGAAAAAAAAGAUUCUUCAGUGCGUACACAAUAAAAUUGCAGUUCAAACAUUCAGAGUCUUUAACUGUCUAGUCGGUAUCUUCAUUUUCAGCCUCCCCACUCCAAACACUGUAAGCGCAGCCAAAUUGAACAGCUCACAGCUCCAACCUCUGGAUCUUUGGUCUUGGAGAUUGUAUAUUUAUGGUCCAUCUGGAAUCCCGCCAUAUCACCCUACCCCACAUCUUCAUAUCUCUAAAAUAUAACCGUACUUCAAGGCCAGCUCAAAUACUAUCUCCUUCUGUCCUCCAUGAAGUCAGUUAUCUCUUCCAUUGGAAUUAUCACCCCCUCUCCCGAACAGUACUAUUUCAUGUGAAUCUCCUCCAAGGCUUCUUUUGAUUUUAUAUCUCACGCUGCAAUUCUUGGAGAGUAUGUUGUUUGAGUGCAGAAUUCUCAACAGUUUUAUCUUUAUAUCUCUCCUAGGUGUUUUACCUGACUCAGAGCCUGGCACACAAAUAUAUAUUGAAUGAAUUAGUGAUGCAAUGAAAAGAGAAAUGAUGCGUCUCUUAAAUUUAACUUUUAUAAAAUAUUUUGAUAUAUUCAUGACCUUACUUUAGCAAGCAAUGUACUGAACAUAAUUUACACUUGUUGAUAUAGUUUUUAUAUUGUGAAGUGUAAGUAGUUUGUGGCAUGGGAUUGUGACAUAUCCUAGGUUUCCUUGUCUUUUUAUUUUUUAUUGAAAUGUAAUUUAUAUGCCAUAAAAUUUGCCCUUUUAAAGUAUGUGAUGCAGUGGAUUUUAGUAUAUUCACAGAAUUGUGCAAUCAUCACCACUGUCUAAUUCCAGAACAUUUCCAUCUACCUAAAAAGAAACUCCAUACCAAUUAGCUGCCACUCUAAUCCUCCUCUUCCCCCAGUCUCCAGAAACAAGUAAUUCAUUUUCUGUCUCUAUGAUUUGUCUCUUCUGGAUAUUUUAUAAAAAUAAACAUAUGGACUUUUG
Molecule: messenger RNA, 10396 nt
Organism: Callithrix jacchus (white-tufted-ear marmoset)
Lineage: Eukaryota; Metazoa; Chordata; Mammalia; Primates; Cebidae
Source: RefSeq, a predicted model, not a curated record